Molecule: messenger RNA, 1248 nt
Organism: Emericellopsis atlantica
Lineage: Eukaryota; Fungi; Ascomycota; Sordariomycetes; Hypocreales; Bionectriaceae
Product: 3-dehydroquinate synthase
Exons: 3
Biological process (GO): antibiotic biosynthetic process
Molecular function (GO): 3-dehydroquinate synthase activity
Source: RefSeq, a predicted model, not a curated record
AUGUCUGACAUGAAGGCUACCGUGGAGCCCACCACCGAGGGCUUCAGCGUCACAGGUUACGAGAAGAUCGAGUACGACUUUGAGUUCCUGGACAAUGUCCUGGAUCCGGCCAACGCCCAGCUCGCAGAGUGCUACUCUCGCUGGAAGCGCUGCCUGGCCGUCAUGGACAUGAACAUGUACGGACUGUACGGCCCUGCCCUGCAGCGGUACUUUGACCACCACGGCAUCGAGCUGGUCGUCCACCAGACCCAGAUUGGCGAGAAGGCCAAGGGCAUGGACACGCUCCUGGGCAUCGUCGACUCUAUGAACGAUUUCGGCGUGUACCGCAAGGAGCCUGUCCUCGUCGUUGGCGGUGGUCUCGUCACGGAUGUGGCUGGCUUCGCCUGUGCUUCAUACCGUCGCAACACCAACUACAUCCGCAUCCCCACCACCGUCAUCGGUCUCAUCGACGCGUCCGUCUCCAUCAAGGUGGCCGUCAACUACGGUCGCUACAAGAACCGUCUGGGCGCCUACCACGCCCCCAUGAAAACCUUCCUCGACUUCACAUUCCUGCGCACCCUCCCUACGGCGCAGAUCCGCAAUGGCUUCGCGGAGCUCAUCAAGAUCUCGUCCUGCGCCCACGGCGAGACCUUUGACCUGCUGGACCGCUACUGCGAGGACCUCAUCUCCACCGGCUUUGGACGCACAGACGAUGCCAACGAGGAGAUUAAGGUCGCGGCCGACAAGAUCUGCCGCGCGGGCAUCCACGAGAUGCUCAAGCUUGAGACGCCCAACUUGCAUGAGAUUAUGCUCGACCGCGUUAUUGCCUACGGCCAUACAUGGUCUCCCCUUCACGAGCUGGUGCCUGACCCGCCCCUGCGUCACGGCCACGCCAUCUCCAUCGACAUGGCCUACUCAGCCACGCUCUCCCACAUCCGCGGUCUGCUUUCGACGCCCGACCACCGUCGCGUGCUCUCCCUCUUCUCGCGCGCCGGCCUGUCCAUGGACCACCCCCAGUUUGACAGCGACUGCCUCGAGAAGGCCACACAGGCCAUCCUUAAGACCCGCGACGGCAAGCUCCGCGCUGCCGUCCCCGUCUCGCCCAUGGGCAAGUGUGUCUUCCUCAAUGACGUGGAGCACGAGGAGAUGGCGGCCGCAUUGGAGGUGCACAAGCGUAUCGUCAAGGAGUAUCCCCGUGCUGGCGAGGGUAUCGAGGCUUACGUUGACGGCAGUGACACGGGCUACAACGCACAGGGCCGUCCAGUCGAG